AAGUCUACGUGCCCAAAAAUGGGAAAGGCAACAAGUCCCAUUGCUCGAGUCGUCUCUACCACGAGGCCCGGUGCCACCAUCAAGUAGUUCGUCAUGCACUUACAUACCGGGCCAAGGCGGAGGCCCGUGCCCGUCUAUGGAAGCUUCUUCUAAGGCUUCCACGGCCGCCAAAGGUGGUGGCGUUAACUAA
This is a messenger RNA of Striga hermonthica, 190 nucleotides long. The record is from the annotation of a GenBank genome assembly. Lineage: Eukaryota; Viridiplantae; Streptophyta; Magnoliopsida; Lamiales; Orobanchaceae.